AUGGGAAAGGCGGUCUGGGAGGCUCUCCGUCUUCCUCUGGCUCCUCCGCAGUCGCCAUGGGAGUAUCUAACUCCAAAAGUUGGCUCGACUCCACCAACUGCCGCUCCAUGUCGUCCAUCGGCUCCCCCCCUGGCCGCUGCUCUCCCAGGGAUCCACCAGUCACACCUGGCUGCCCACCUGGCUGCCCACCUGGCCGCUGCGAUCCCUGGGGUGCUUCGGUCGCCCCCGGCUGCCCCCCUGGCUGCUGCUCUCUCUGGGAUGCUCCGGUCGCCGCCGGCUGCCCCCAUGCCUGCUUCUCUCCCUGGGGUGCUUGGGUCACCCCCGGCUGCCCCCCUGACUGCUGCGCUCCCUGAGGUGCCCCGGUCACCCCCGGCUGCCCCCCUGCCUGCGGCUCUCUCUGGGGUGCUCCAGUCGCCCCCGGCGGCCCCCUUGCCUGCUGCUCUCCCUGGGGUGCUUGGGUCACCUCCGGCUGCCCCCCUGACUGCUGCGCUCCCUGGGGUGCCCCGGUCACCCCCGGCUGCCCCCCUGGCUGCUGCUCUCCCUUGGGUGCUCGGGUCACCCCCGGCUGCCCCCCUGACUGCUGCGCUCCCUGGGGUGCCCCAGUCACCCCCGGCUGCCCCCCUGGCUGCUCCGCUCCCUGGGGUGCUCCGGUCACCCUUGGCUGCCCCCCUGGCUGCUGCUCUCCCUGGGGUGAUCCGGUCAACCCCGGCUGCCCCCCCUGCCUGCUGCUCUCUCUGGGGUGCUCGGGUCACCCCCGGCUGCCCCCCUGGCUGCUGCGCUCCCCGAGGUGCUCGGGUCACCCCGGCUGCCCCCCUGACUGCUGCGCACCCUGGGGUGCCCCGGUCACCCCCGGCUGCCCCCCUGGCUGCUGCUCUCCCACGGGUGCUCCGGUCACCCUCGACUGCCCUCCUGGCUGCUGCUCUCCCAGGGGUGCUCCGGUCACCCUCGUCUGCCCCCCUGGCUGCUGCUCUCCCUGGGGUGCUCCGGUCACCCUCGGCUGCCCCCCUGGCUGCUGCUCUCCCUGGGGCGAUCGAGUCACCCCCGGCUGCUGCUCUCUCUAGGGUGCUCCUGCCAGCCCCAGCUGCCCGUCUGCCUGCUGGUCUCCCUGGGGUGUCCCGGUCACCCCCGGCUGCCCCCCUGCUUGCUGCUCUCCCUGGGGUGCUCGGGUCACCCCCGGCUGCCCCCCUGGCUGCUGCGCUCCCAGGGGUGCUCCGGUCAACCCCGGCUGCCCCCCUGGCUGCUGCGCUCCCAUGGGUGCUCCGGUCAACCCCGGCUGCCCCCCUGGCUGCUUCGCUCUCUGGGGUGCCCCGGUCACCUCUGGCUACCCCCCUGGCUGCUGCUCUCCCUGGGGUGCCCGGGUCGCCCCCGGCUGGCCCCCAUCCCGCUGCCCUCCCUGUCGUCGCCCCCUUCGGCGCCCCUGCAGCUCUUGCUGCUCCCCAACCCCCUGCUCCACCUCCAUCUCUACCGCCAACGCCUGUUGACCUCCGGGCAGCUCUUGCUGUCCCCCUGCCUGCUGCUCUCCCUGGGGUGCUCCGGGCACCCCCGGCUGCCCCCUUGUCUGCUGCUCUCUCUGGGGUGCUCCUGCCGCCCCCAGCUGCCCCCCUGCCUGCUGCUCUCCCUGGGGUGUCCCGGUCACCCCCGGCUGCCCCCCUGCCUGCUGCUCUCCCUGGGGUGCCCCGGGCACCCUCAGCUGCCCCCCUGCCUGCUGCUCUCCCUGGGGUGCUCCGAGCACCCCCGGCUGCCCUUCUGCCUGCUGCUCUCCCUGGGGUGCUCCGGGCACCCUCAGCUGCCUCCCUGCCUGCUGCUCUCCCUGGGGUGCUCCGGGCACCCUCAGCUGCCCUCCUGCCCGCUGCUCUCUCUGGGGUGCUCCGGGCACCCUCGACUGCCCCCCUGCCUGCUGCUCUCCCUGGGGUGCUCCGGGCACCCUCGACUGCCCCCCUGCCUGCUGCUCUCCCUGGGGUGCACCAGGCGCCCUCGACUGCCCCCCUGCCUGCUGCUCUCCCUGGGGUGCACCGGGCGCCCCCGGCUGCCCCUCCGCCUGCUGUGCGGCAGCCCCGCUUCCAAUCCGCCCUUGCGAUUUGCAGGAACGUCGACUCCCGCCUCGGCCCCGUGCCCGGGUUCUGCUCGCUUGGCGUACAGCAUCCGAAUUCGCGACCUCCCGCUGACCCCGCGCCGGCAGCUCCCGCCGCCCUCCUGUUUGCAGCUCCUGCCGCUCCUCUCGUGGCAUUUCCACGGCUCGUGAUAGCUCGGCCAUUUCCACGUCUGCCGCUUGCUUCUGCCUCGCCAGCAGCUGCCCUUCUCCCGGCAGCUUUGGCUGCCCUUUCCUUGGAUGCUCCCCUCCACUCGGCAGCGUCCGCUGCCCUUCGAUGCGCAGCUGCUGCUACUCUCCGCUCUGCAGCUCCUGCUGCCCCCCGGCAUGUGACUCCACCUCCAUCUCCAUCACCAACGCCUGCUGCUCCCCAGCCUGCAGCUCCUGCUGCCCCCCAGCCUGCAGCCAUUGCUGCUCUCCGCUCGGCAGCUGCUGCUGCCCUCUGCUUCGCGGCUCCUGCUGCCCCGCGGCCUGUGGCUCCACCUCCAUCGCCGUCGCCAACGCCUGCUGCCCCCCGGCCUGCCGCUCCUGCUGCCCCCCGACCUGCCGCUCCUGCUGCCCCCCGACCUGCCGCUCCUGCUGCCCCCCGACCUGCCGCUCCUGCUGCCCCCCGGCCUGCCGCUCCUGCUGGACCCCAGCCUGCAGCUCCUGCUGCCCCCCAGCCUGUAUCCACUGCUGCCCUCCGCUCUGCUUGGGCUGUUGCCCUCCGCUCGGCAGCUGCUGCUGCCCUCCGCCCUGCAGCUCCUGCUGCCCACCACUCUGCGACCCCUGCUGUCCCGUCCCCACCGGCGGCUACCGGGCCCCCUCCCGUACCCCCUGCUGCUCCCCCACCGGCAGGUCUCGCGAGCCCCCCGCUAGCGGCUCCUGCUGCCCGUCUCUCCUUGCCGCCCUCCGGCGCUUCCACUCUUGUCGCCGUGCAAGAGGUGGCACGACCAGGGGGAUUGCAGCGUCGGUCGAGCCCGCACUGUGCGGCGUUACCCUCUCGGGUCGGCCGCUUCUGCGAGUGUCAUGCUGUCGCUGCAAGCGCCUACGGUGCUCUUCCCAAGCUGCCCUCGCUACCUCCAAAGCCUCCCUUGGAGCUAUCGCCACCUCCUCAACCGCGCCCUUGUCACUUAUCGCUCCCCCCACCUCUUCGUUGA
Molecule: messenger RNA, 3228 nt
Organism: Closterium sp. NIES-65
Lineage: Eukaryota; Viridiplantae; Streptophyta; Zygnematophyceae; Desmidiales; Closteriaceae
Source: the annotation of a GenBank genome assembly